GUGUCGGUCAAGGGCGAGACACUCGCUCGAAAGGAGCAUGAAGCCUGGCAGACGCUCGUGAAGGAGAAAAUAGAGGAGGUGCAGGACAGUGAAUAUCCCGUGUACGAGCUAGUCUCGGCGCACCUUCUCCCCCGCUUACACGAAGAUACCAACUCUCCAUCUCCGGGAGACGACGAGGACCAGCCCCCGUCCCAGGUACCCUCGCAGUCCCGCUAUCACGCGCUCUUCACCUCCCACCACCUCGUCUCGCCGACAAAGCGGCGAUCACUCCAGCAAUGGUCCGCCUCCCUCUCGCUCACCGGCUUCGCGAAGGUCGGCCAUCCGGGCGUGAUUUACUGCGAGGGCGAGCAAGCACAGGUCGAAGAGUUCGUCACAAACGUCAAGGCGAUGCAGUGGCUCGCAUUACGGCUGCGUUUCAUCGAGCCCUUAUCGGAGGAGUUUGUGGGUGCGCAGAGCCCGGACGCUCAGGGGAGACGAUGGAUGGAGUUUGAGAAGGUAGGUGGGGUGGUGGAAGAGAUGCGGAGGCUUGGAAGGGAGAAGUACGUCGUAGAGAUGGGCAUAGGCAGUGCCGUACAAACAUAG
Molecule: messenger RNA, 582 nt
Organism: Fomitopsis serialis
Lineage: Eukaryota; Fungi; Basidiomycota; Agaricomycetes; Polyporales; Fomitopsidaceae
Exons: 2
Source: RefSeq, a predicted model, not a curated record